UCCCAUGGGGCACCUCGCGCGGCGCGUGACCCCCCGGAGCCAAUGGGGAGGGGAGGCGUGGCAAGGCGACCAAUCAGGAGAGAGGGCGGUUGUUGAGCUUCCGUUUGAAUACGGAGCGGCGGCCGCCGUUGCCCUCCCCCAGUGUGCGAGCUCCGUUGUGAGACGUUGGAGCUCGGAGCGGAGCCGUCCCAGCAGCCCGGUGCCUGUCCCUGCUGCCACCAUGGGGCCGUGCCCCCCGCCCGAGGAGGGCCCCGUGACUGUCGUGGUGCGUGUGCGGCCCCUGGCCCGCAGCGAGCGGGUCCUGCCCCCGGUCGUGCACGUCGUUAACGAGCACGGCAUCGUCCUCAGCCCCGCGGAGCCCGGGGCUGCCCCCGGCAGCGCGCUGCCCGCGCGGGGGCCCAAGGGCAAGGACCUGGAGUUUGUCUUUGACCGGGUCUUUGGGGAAGAGGCCACGCAGGAGGAGGUGUUCCAGCACAGCACCUCCGAGCUGCUCGACAGCGUCCUCGAGGGCUACAACUGCUCCGUGUUUGCCUAUGGCGCGACCGGAGCAGGGAAAACCUACACCAUGCUGGGCUCGGAGCACAGCCCUGGCAUCAUGUACUUGACUAUGGUGGAGCUGUACCAGAGGAUGGAGGCCAGAAGGCAGGAGAAGAGCUGUGAGGUCCUAGUCUCCUACCAGGAGGUGUACAACGAGCAGAUCUAUGACCUGCUGGAGCCCAAGGGACCUCUAGCUAUUCGGGAGGAUCCUGAGCGAGGAGCUGUGGUCCAGGGCCUCUCAUUCCACCAGCCUGCGUCAGCAGAGCAGCUCCUGGAGAUGUUGGCCAACGGCAACAGGAAUCGCACGCAGCAUCCCACUGACGCCAACGCUGUCUCCUCCCGCUCGCAUGCCAUCUUCCAGAUCCACGUGAAGCAGCAGCACUGCCCUGGCAGCCUCAGUCGGGGUCUGAAGGUGGCCAAGAUGAGCCUGAUCGACCUGGCAGGCUCAGAGCGAGCGUCGGUGGCCAACACCAGGGGAGAGCGGCUGCGGGAGGGGGCCAACAUCAACCGCUCGCUGCUGGCCCUCAUCAACGUCAUCAACGCCUUGGCUGAUGCAAAGGGCAAGAAAAGCCACAUCCCGUACCGGGACAGCAAGCUGACGCGCCUGCUGAAGGACUGCCUGGGUGGCAACUGCCGCAGCGUCAUGGUGGCAGCGGUGAGCCCCUCUGUGCUGGCCUACGAAGACACCUACAACACCCUCAAGUAUGCCAGCAGGGCCAAGGAGAUCAAGCUGUCGCUGAAGAGCAACAUGUGCAGCUCUGACUCCCACCUCUGUGAAUAUGUGGAGUUGUGUGAGCAGCUGAAAGGGGAGGUGGCGGAGCUGAGGGCAAAGCUUCUUGCUUAUGAGGAUGGUGCCCGUGAGGCAGAGAACCAGGCAGCAGGGCCACAGGCUCCGUCCAGCGUGAGCCCAGUGGAGCUGCCCAGGUGAGGCUGGGGGGAAAGAAGCAACAGAGCUUUUGUGUGUGACCUCCUGGUGUCCCCUGUGUCAAGGAACCUGCAGGGUUUUAGUGCUGGUGAGAGCCUAGUGCCUGUCAGGAAGCAGAGGAGCUGCUGGUGUGCAGCAUCAUCUCGACUGUGGCUGGGUUCGGCUCUGAACCUGCUGGAGCAGAGCACACAAGCCCCAAGGGGAGCUGGGUUGCAAAGGCCCAAUCUGGUG
This is a messenger RNA of Pezoporus flaviventris, 1693 nucleotides long. RefSeq names its product kinesin-like protein KIF18B. Gene Ontology annotation, biological process: microtubule-based movement. Gene Ontology annotation, molecular function: microtubule motor activity; microtubule binding; ATP binding. Bases 5 to 1465 code for a protein of 486 amino acids. NCBI's taxonomy places the organism in Eukaryota, Metazoa, Chordata, Aves, Psittaciformes, Psittacidae. The record is from RefSeq and is a predicted model, not a curated record. The transcript has 9 exons.